AUGGACAAGACAGAGUACACACAACUGUGCCCCUUACAUGAGACUGGCCAUUCAUUGAACUCUUGUCGUGCCUUCCAGAAGAAAACCGUUCAAGAGAGAAGAGAAUUCCUUAGAUCAAAGGGAAUUUGUUUUAAAUGCUGUGAAGAGAAACAUCUAGCCAAAGACUGUCAGAAAACAAUCAAGUGUAAUAUCUGCAAGGAGCCAGGACAUGCCACUGCCCUGCAUGUUGGGAGACGCGCAAGUGACACUGAAACCGACAGCCAGGUGAAGACUGUAUGUACACAAAUUUGCGGAAACGUACAUAAAACUAGCAAAUCCUGUGCUAAGACUCUCUUGGUCAACAUACGCCACGGAAAUAACCCAGACAAGGUGCUACGAACGUAUGCGAUAAUUGACGAACAGAGCAAUCGGUCUUUAGCAAACAGUGAUUUCUUCAACUUCUUUGGUGUGGAUGGUCCAGACAUCCAAUACGAACUUACCUCAUGUUCCGGGCAGUCUACUCAAACUGGACGGAGAUCGGCAGGAUUCGUUAUCUCAUCUUUGGAUGGAAAAUCUAGUCUUCGUCUUCCACCAUUGAUGGAAUGCAACUAUAUCCCAAAUAACCGGGACGAGAUUCCAACACCAGAGGUCGCGAGAUCUUACAGACACAUGAGAGACAUAGAAGAGGAAAUACCCCCUUUAGAUCAGGACGCAGAGAUAACAUUGCUGGUUGGCAGAGAUUUGCUGCCUGCCCACCACAUUCUGGACCAAAGACUGGGAGACUCCGACUCCCCAUUUGCUCAAAGACUGCACCUAGGGUGGGUAGUGAUCGGUGAGGUAUGCUACGGGGCUUCACAUUCUCAGGAAUCUUUGUCAGUGUGUAAGACAUAUACUAGGACAAAUGGGCGUAUGUCUCUCAUGGAAACUUGCAAAAAUUCAUUUCAACUUAAGAAAGCCGACAUAUUCGCUAAGACGAAGCAUGACGACUCACCUGGCCUCUCCAUAGAGGAUAAGAAGUUCAACGAUAUCAUGGAGCAAGGUUUUGAAAGAGAUUCUGAAGGAUGUUGGUCAGCACCGCUUCCGUUUAGAGAGAACAGACAGCUCCUUCCGAGCAAUAGAAAUCAUGCACUUCACAGAGCAAACCUACUUACUAGAGGACUUCAGAAGGAUCCUGACAAAAAACGGCAUGUCAUGGAAUUCAUGAGCAAACUCCUUGAUAAUGGUCACGCUGAGAUUGCGCCACCACUUUCUUCCCCAGAGGAGGAACAUUGGUACUUGCCUCUUUUUGCAGUUUAUCAUCCCAAGAAAGGAAGCGUCAGAUGCGUGUUUGAUUCAUCUGCACAGAUUCAAGGACUCAGUCUCAACAGUGUUCUCUUGACCGGACCAGACUUGGUAAACAGCCUUCUUGGAAUCUUGUUAAGGUUUCGACAGUUCCAGGUAGCAGUGACAGCAGACGUAGAACAGAUGUUUUACCGCUUCUCAGUUCCAGCAUGUCACCGAAACUUUUUACGAUUCUUUUGGCACAAAGACGAUGUAGAGAAAGAACUUACAGAGUACAGAAUGAAGAGACAUGUCUUUGGGAAUAGUGCGUCCCCAGCAGUAGCUACUUUGGGACUUCGCAGAACUGUAAGAAAUGCCGAUGAGGAUGUCAGACAAUUUGUGUGUAAAAACUUUUACGUUGAUGACAGCCUCAUAUCCGUAGAUACAGUUGAAGAAGCAGUCAACAUAGUCGCGAAAACGCAGAAAAUUCUUAUGGAGGAAGGGAAUAUCAGGUUGCAUAAAUUGGCUUCCAAUGAUCCGAAGGUAUGCGCGGCAUUUCCAAACAAUGACUUAGCCAAAGAACUCAAGGAUCUGAACCUAGAUUUAGAUGAAACACCCCUUCAACGGACCCUUGGUGUGAGCUGGAAUUUGUCUACAGACAUGUUUACAUUUCAAGUCUCGCGUACUCUUCACCCUUAUACAAAAAGGGGAGUACUUGCAACUAUUAAUAGCCUUUACGACCCUAUUGGAUUCCUCGCACCUGUUAUAGUGAAAGGUAAAAAGAUAUUACGCGACUUGAUGGCCGAGAAAUUAGACUGGGAUGACCCACUCCCUGAGGACCAGUACUCUCUAUGGUGUGAGUGGCGAGAGUCAUUGCCAGCGUUAGAGGACAUAACAAUACCAAGGGCUUACGCUUACAUCAAUAGUGCAGAGGUCUUGCGAAGAGAACUACACAUAUUUGCCGAUGCGUCACAAAAGGCAAUUGGUGCAGUGGCCUACAUGAAGACUUACCAGACAGACGGCACCCCUCAUGUAGGAUUUGUCCAGGCAAAGGCAAAGGUGGCACCCGUACAUGGACACACGAUUCCACGUCUGGAAUUGUGUGCAGCUGUGUUGGCAUCUCAACUGAAAAGCACAAUUUUGAACAACCUAGAUGUUGAAAUAGCCGCCACAACCUUGUAUUCAGAUAGCAAGGUCGUACUUGGAUACAUCAACAACGAACGCAGACGAUUCUACAUAUAUGUGGGAAAUAGAGUAGAAAGAAUACGUCAGGCGACAUCUUCGCAUGAGUGGGAAUAUUGUCCUACAGAUCAAAACCCGGCCGACAUUGCCACCAGGUCAAUCAAACCCUGCGACCUUCAAGAGAGCAGAUGGUUAUGUGGACCCCAUUUCCUUAGGAACAUGAAAGAGGAAAAGUGUAAUCCCAGUGAACCAGGAAAUCCCACUGACAGAUUCCCAUUGGUGGAUGUGGAACAAGAUAAAGAAGUGAGGCCCAUUGUGAAGACCUUGCAUACCACAUGCAAGGAUGAAGUAUACCACUCCUGGUGCGAGAGAUUUAAGAAUUUCUCCUCUUGGAUCGGACUAGUCAGAGCUAUUGCGCGACUGCAGCACCUUGCUCACUCCUUUAACAAGUCUAGUAGCUGUGUGGGAUGGCACCAUUGUUCAGUCCCGAAGAGUGCUGAAGCAUACAAAAGAGCUGAAGAAUUCAUUAUGAAGGCAGUUCAGAGAGAAUACUUUCCGGAGGAAGUUGAGAGCCUUAUGGAGGGGAGAGAAAUUAAGAAAGGAAACGCUAUCUUGGGAUUGUCACCGUUUUUAGACUCCAGAGGACUUCUACGAGUUGGAGGAAGGUUGAGGUGUGGAACCAAAUCACUUCGUCAGAUUGAAACUUGUCCUAUAUUGAUACCGAAAGGAAGUCAUUUAGCCACAUUGUUAGCUCUAUAUUGUCAUGAACAGGUCUUUCAUCAAGGUCGACGCCUCACAGGAGGGAAACUUCACAGCAUGGGAUUCUGGAUUGUGGGAGCAAAGAGGUUAAUCAACAGUCUUCUGGGGAAAUGUGUCAUCUGCAAAAGAUUGCGUGGUACAUUCUGCUCUCCUAAAAUGGCCGAACUUCCUGAAGACCGUUUAAGUCCUGGACCCCCCUUUACCUACGUCGGAGUAGAUGUAUUCGUCCUUGGAGCAUAA
This is a messenger RNA of Saccostrea cuccullata (small rock oyster), 3420 nucleotides long. RefSeq lists its product as uncharacterized. The transcript has a single exon. Lineage: Eukaryota; Metazoa; Mollusca; Bivalvia; Ostreida; Ostreidae. Gene Ontology annotation, molecular function: nucleic acid binding; zinc ion binding. Bases 1 to 3420 code for a protein of 1139 amino acids. The record is from RefSeq and is a predicted model, not a curated record.